Lycium barbarum (goji berry) is the source of this 2599-nucleotide messenger RNA. Its product is annotated as WEB family protein At5g55860-like. Lineage: Eukaryota; Viridiplantae; Streptophyta; Magnoliopsida; Solanales; Solanaceae. The transcript has 5 exons. The coding region runs from base 435 to 2291 and encodes 618 amino acids. The record is from RefSeq and is a predicted model, not a curated record.
UCCUUUAACAUACAUUUGGAUGAUGGGAAAUAAUCACGUUGUAAUUACCACCAUAUUCUUCGCACUUAUCCCGCAAAAACCUCUAAAAGCUCUUGGAAAUGAAUGUUUUAUCACCGAAAGAACAGCAAAUAAAAACAGAAAAAUGAAAUCACAAACAUUUUGGACUUCAUGUGUUACACAAUGUUAGAAAACAUUCAUAUCUCAUCUUAUUUAUCAUCUUUUUCUUCUCUUUUUCCUUUUCUUUCAUUUUCCUUUAUUCUAUUCAUAGCCUAUAAUCAUCAUUUUCUUGCAAAUAGAAAAGAAAAAUAAAGGAUCAGAAACAACCCCCACAUUUCUCAUGUUCAUAGCACAAAGUGAAUAGCAAUCUUGAGAAUCAUGGCUUCUCUUUUAUGAAUAAAAAGAUUUCUCAGGAGAAAUUAUAGAGAUAUUAUAGAAUGUUUGGGUUCAGUAUAAGAACUGGCAGGCAAAAUGCCUCAGGUUCUCCAUUAUCAACAGGAUCUCCAUCAUCUGUUGGUUCACCAAAAACAGCAGGAAGUACAGGUUCACCAAGAGCAGAAGUUGGAGAAAUUGAUACAAGAGCACCCUUUCAAUCUGUGAGAGCAGCUGUUAGUUUGUUUGGUGAAGCUGGUUCUUCCCCCAAGGCUAAACCUACCAUUAAAAGAUCAAAAACUAUUGAAGAGAGGGUGCUAGAGAAGGAGAGCAGACUUCACUUGGCCCUAAGAGAACUAGAUAGUUUCAAAGAACAAAUAAGAAGUACAGAGACAACAAAAGCUCAUGCUCUCCGUGAGCUCGAAAAGGCAAAGAGAACACUCCAAGAACUCACAGGAAAGCUCGAGACUUUAUGCGAAUCGAAGCAAGCAGCCAUUGAGGCAACCGAAACAGCAAAGGCCCGAGCUAUCGAGCUCGAAGAAGAGAAAUCAAAUAAGCCUCCGGUAGGCACGGAUGCUUGGAAACAAAAUGUUGAAGCUGAAAGAGAACAAUAUCGAACAUCUUCAGGCGAACUAAAUUCCGCGAAACAAGAGCUAACGAACCUCCGUCAGGACUUUGACGCGGCCCUCGAGGCAAAAUUGUCCGCAUUUCAAGAAGCCGCUGACGCGCAACACAACGUGGCCAUCAACCGAGAGAGGCUAGGUAAGCUCUCAAAAGAAGUCACUACUUUACAAGAAACGUUAAGCCAAGUAAAGAUCGCGUCCCUCCAAGCGCAAGAGGAGCACGAAAAGCUUAUUUCGGAUAAAGAAGCUCACUUGCAUUCCCUUAGAACAGCUAAAGAAGAAGCAGAAGAGAAAAUCAGGGCACUGAAAGAGGACCCUGACUCUCAACUAGUGACCGAAAACCUCGUGGAAAAACUCGAGGUAACCAACGAGGCGAUCCAUGUAUUGCAAGAACAACUCAAUCAAGUCCGAGCCCUGGAUUUGGAUGCUUAUAAUAAAGCAAAUGCAGAACUCGAUGCAACAAAAAACACGUUGAAAGAGAUAGUCGCGGAGGAAAGUUCACUCCGAGGCCUCGUUGAUUCCCUUAAAAUAGAAGUUGAACAUGUAAAAGGUGAACUCUCCGAGCUCAAGAAGAAAACAGAGGAAACAGAGUCCCUUGUUGAGAACUUAAAAUUGGAUCUUGAAAAUAGCAAGAAGGAACUUGAAACAAGUAUUUCGGCGAAAACACAAGCAGAAGGAGAUUCCAAUGAUUUACCUUCAAGAAUCCAACAGUUAACUUCCGAGGCCAAUCAAUUUUCAAAAGAAGCUGAGGAGAUGAAGAAAAACGCCGAAUUACUCAGACAAGAAGCGAAAACAGCUAAAGAAACAGAGGAAAAAACAGAGGAAAGACUAAAAAUUGCACUAAAAGAGGCUGAAGAAGCAAAAGCAGCAGAGAAACUCGCGGACGAUAAGAUACACAACAAUACACCAAGAGCAACAACAAAAGAUGCAACUGAUAACGAAAAAUGUUCAUCAGAAUCAUCGUCUAACGGGAAAAUAAGACUAUCAGUUGAGGAAUUCGAAGCGUUGAAAAAAAGGGUUGAAGGGAUCAAGAAUGAUGCUGACAUAAAAGUUGCAACUGUCAUGGCACAAGUGGAAACAAUCAAUGCAAAUGAAAAACAAGCGAAGGAAAAACUCGAAGGGUUCUUGAAAGAGAAAGAAGAUAUCGAAACUGCAACACAAGAAGCAUUGAAGAGUGCAGAAAUGGCUGAAGCAGCAAAAUUGGUUGUUGAAGGAGAGUUGCAAAAAUGGAGACAAAAGGAACAACAAGAAGAGGAAGAAAUUGGUGAAUCAUCUAAUGGAAAUACUGAAGGGACAUGAGAAAAAAUUGCAAAAAUAAAAAGUAUAGUAGAAAUUACAUUAAGCCAAGGGAUCCAAAAAUGAGAAAAUUUUAUUUAAUUUGGUGUGAUGAUGUAUCGAUGAUGUUUUAAAUUCUUAAGGCAUUCAAAUGUGCAGAAAGUUGUAUGAAUGUCUAGCUACUUAGAAAGGAAAAAACACUUUGUUCCUCUUGGUUUCAAGUAUUGUUAAUUAACCUGUUUAAGCUUAAGUUUCUUGUAUAGCUAUAUGAAUAACCAAAGGCAUAAGUUCUCAGACAUGAUGCUAGAGGAGCUUCAUUUCCACUUUUAUUC